GUGGGAUCUGCUUCUACAGGUCAUUUGAGAGGAAAUUACUGCAGACAGGUUAUUAAUUUCAAGACGGAGUUUAUCUAAAAGUUGAGAUGUUGCACAAAAUUAUUAAUUUGACAGUGAGAGAUGUGAGAUUCCCGACGUCUUUGGAGCAGCACGGCUCAGAUGCGAUGCACACGGACCCAGAUUAUUCUGCCGCUUACGUGGUUCUGGACACGGACUGCGGACUGAAAGGCUUCGGCCUCACAUUCACUUUAGGAAAAGGCACUGAGAUCGUGGUGUGUGCUGUCAAGGCCCUGGAAGGAUUGGUUGUUGGGAAAUCUUUGCAGGAGAUCGUGAGUAACUUCCGUGGGUUUUACCGCCUGCUGACCAGCGACGGCCAGAUGAGAUGGUUGGGCCCGGAGAAAGGAGUGAUCCACUUGGCUACUGCUGCCGUCCUGAACGCCGUGUGGGACCUGUGGGCGAGGGCCGAGGGCAAGCCGCUGUGGAAGCUGCUGGUCGACAUGGAUCCAAAGCAGAUUGUGUCGUGCAUCGACUUCAGAUACAUCACCGACGUGCUCACAGAGGAUGAAGCUCUGGACAUGCUGGUGAAAGCACAGGAGGGCAGGCAGCAGAGAGAGGAUCAGAUGCUGAAGGAGGGCUAUCCUGCGUACACCACCUCCUGUGCUUGGCUCGGAUACCCAGACCAGCAGCUCAAACAGCUCUGCACAGAUGCACUAAAAAGCGGCUGGACCAAGUUUAAGGUGAAGGUUGGUGCCGAUCGAGAGGACGACGUACGCAGAUGUCGCCUCAUACGGCAAAUGAUUGGACCCAGUAACACCCUGAUGAUUGAUGCCAACCAGAGAUGGGAUGUCGACGAGGCCAUCAGCUGGGUGUCCAAGCUGGCUGAGGUCAAACCUCUUUGGAUCGAGGAGCCGACGUCUCCAGACGACAUCCUGGGUCACGCUACUAUUGCUAAGGCUUUGGCUCCGCUGGGGAUUGGAGUGGCAACAGGGGAGCAGUGUCACAACAGGGUCAUGUUUAAGCAGCUCCUGCAGGCUUCCGCGCUGCAGUUUGUCCAAAUAGACAGCUGUCGGCUGGGUAGCGUCAACGAGAACCUGGCUGUGCUGCUGAUGGCCCACAAGUUCCAAGUGCCUGUGUGCCCUCAUGCUGGAGGAGUCGGUCUGUGUGAGCUCGUCCAGCAUCUGAUCCUGUUCGACUACAUCUGUGUGUCUGCCGAUCUCAGCAACCGAAUGUGUGAAUAUGUCGACCACCUCCACGAGCACUUCGCUAGUCCUGUGGUGAUUCAGGACGCCCACUACAUGCCCCCCAAGGAUCCAGGCUACUCUUGUGAGAUGUUUGAGUCAUCAGUUAAGAGACACCAGUUCCCUGAAGGAGAUGUAUGGAAACUGCACCAGAACAAAUAAGGAAUGUUUUCAACAUUUUACUGCUGACCCAAAAGUUUGGAAACAAAUGAAAAGUCUAUAAUCCAAAUAAUAUAAUGUUAUUUCAAUAAAUUAGCACCACAGAUAUAUUCAGAAGAGUAACAGAUUAGUGUAAAACAAACAUAUUUCGACAUGUUCAUGUUUGUUUCUUAUACAAAGUUGUGAACGUUUCCACCACCUGGUUACACUGGUAUCUUCUGGAAUGUACCUUCAUUCAUGCUGAGGAAGGUUCCUCAAACUGGCCAGUAAAUGUUGCCUCAUAGUACUUUUGGAUGUUUAAAAAAAUUAAAACUGUCAGAUACUUUACCAUCAAGAGUUUUGAAAUCUGACACUGAUGGCCUGCAUUUUGAAGUUAUGCUCCAGCAUACCUGGACCUUAUGGUUCUAUUAAUUUUCUUCCGAGUUAUUGCACUCGGCAACUACUAUGCUUUUAAGUUAUUUUAUUAUGCUAUAACACAAAUGGGUAAAAUAAGAGUGAAUUCAUGCACCCCCAACUCAAAUAGACACUGCAGUUAAACUUUGUUUCCAAACUUUUGGGUCACCCUGUAAUUGGACUGGGAUAAGUUCUGUGAUAAUUCAAAUAAUCAGUUAAUAGUUCUACUUUUCCAUGUAGAGAAGAACUCUGGUUCCUCCUGUCUAGGUUUCUCCUGGAGAGUAUCUCUUCCAUGAACGUAUGUUCACAAGAAUGCACGUGCAUUUUGAGUAACCUGGUUACUUAAAUGCACAUAAACACAAAUUAUCCUCCACUUUCCAUGUCAGAUUUUAGUGAACAUUUGAUUGCUACGAGUUUCCUGAUGUGUGUUGGGAACAUUUCUGUUCAACUCAAGUUAACAUUAAAGUUAAUCUCUUUAUUUACA
Molecule: messenger RNA, 2274 nt
Organism: Acanthochromis polyacanthus (spiny chromis)
Lineage: Eukaryota; Metazoa; Chordata; Actinopteri; Pomacentridae
Gene: enosf1
Product: enolase superfamily member 1
Exons: 15
Coding region: 87-1400 (437 amino acids)
Biological process (GO): amino acid catabolic process; carbohydrate catabolic process
Molecular function (GO): L-fuconate dehydratase activity; magnesium ion binding
Source: RefSeq, a predicted model, not a curated record